Hibiscus syriacus is the source of this 1699-nucleotide messenger RNA. Its product is annotated as G-box-binding factor 1-like. Gene Ontology annotation, molecular function: sequence-specific DNA binding; DNA-binding transcription factor activity. The transcript has 12 exons. Gene Ontology annotation, cellular component: nucleus. Lineage: Eukaryota; Viridiplantae; Streptophyta; Magnoliopsida; Malvales; Malvaceae. The record is from RefSeq and is a predicted model, not a curated record. The coding region runs from base 411 to 1439 and encodes 342 amino acids. Gene Ontology annotation, biological process: regulation of DNA-templated transcription.
CCUAAUCCACUCCAACAUAUCCCACCUGUCUUCCUUCGCACGUGUCACCUGCAAAACCCUAACCUCUCUCUCUCUCUCCCUUUCCUUCCCUGAGCUCACUAUUUCCGCGCCACCUACGCACCCGACCACACCGGAUUAUUGUCCCCUCAUUCUCUCUCUUUUUAAGACAACAAUAACAGCAAGGUAACUCGUCGUACUUCAAAUUCCCGUGCGGCGGUUGUUUGUUUCAUCCUUAAUUCUCAGCCGUCGGAUAAGGGAAGUGGAAGAAGAAAGCAAAAACGAAUAUUUAUCUCUCUUAAUUGUUUGUUUUUGUUACUUGUAUCACCUUCUAGGGUGCUUCAUAAAGAUCUUUGAGGAUUUACGGAUUUCAUUCUAGUUUUGCUGAAAUUCAGAGGUUUACAAAAGUAAUUAUGGGAACGGAAGAGGAGAGCUCACCUGCCAAGCCUUCUUCCAAACCUACUGCCUCAAUGCAGGAAAUGCCUACAAUACCUUCAUAUCCUGAUUGGUCAUGCCCGGUGCAGGCCUAUUAUGGUGCUGGAGCUGCCCCACCUCCCUUCUUUGCCUCAGCUGUUGCUUCACCAACUCCGCAUCCAUAUAUGUGGGGAGGCCAGCAUCCUUUAAUGCCUCCAUAUGGCACUCCUGUUCCAUACCCAGCUAUGUAUCCUCCUGGGGGAGUCUAUGCACAUCCUCAUAUGAUCCCGGCUCCAAGUGUUGCACAGAAUAAUACUGACCAUGAAGGGAAGGAUGCUAAUGGGAAGGAUCAAAAUGCCUCCGAAAAGUUGAAGGGAACUUCAGGAAGCAAGGCUGCAGAAAGUGCAAAGGGAGCUUCUGGCUCUGGAAACGACUGUGGCUCUCAAAGCUGUGAAAGUGGUAGUGAGGGUACAUCAGAUGGAAGUGGUGAGAAUAAUAACAAAGAACUUGCUACUGGUAAAAAGGGAAGCUUUAACCAGAUGCUUGCAGAUGCGAGCGCACAGAGUAACAAAACUGGGGCCGUAGUUCCUGGAAAACCAAUAGUCCCAACGCCUGCAACCAACCUGAAUAUAGGGAUGGGCCUAUGGAGUGGAUCCCCUGCAGCCACAGGAGCUGCGAAAAUGAGACCUAACUCGUCUGGUGCUGUGGCUGCAGUUCCUGCUGGAGUUGUGAUGCCUGAACGGUGGAUUCAAGAUGAACGUGAGAUGAAAAGACAGAAGAGGAAGCAAUCUAAUCGGGAGUCUGCUAGAAGAUCAAGAUUACGCAAGCAGACCGAGUGUGAAGAGCUACAAGCCAAAGUGGAGAGCUUGGCGAACGAAAACCAUAAUCUGAGAGAGGAACUAAAGAAGCUUUCUGUUGAAUGUGAGAAGCUUACAUCAGAAAAUAGUUCUAUUAAGGAUGAGCUGACACGGAUAUGUGGACCUGAUGCGGUAACUAAUCUUGAGCAAGGCGACGAAGGGAAGCAUUAAUAGGAAACCUAGAACAGGUAACAGGCAGCCAAUGCAGUAGUUUCUCGGCAUCCUGGAACAUUAUUUUCACCAUGGAUUCGGUUUAGUUACUAAUCUAUACCCUUAACCCGUUAUAACUGUAAUGUCUAUUUUUACAAACAGAAAACAGUUUUAACUAGCUUUCAAAUAGUUGGUAUUGUUUGUAGUUUAUUAGGAGCGAAAGAAUUGGGGAUUGAUUCAGAAUAUUUUCACUUUUAUAUGGAAUACAAGGUUUGAUUUUA